GGCUCCUGUUCACUUCCUGAUUCCAGUGGGUUGAGUGAGACUCAAACUGCGCAGAGAAGAGGAACAUGUCCGCCGUGCAGCUGCUGCGGGAGUCGGUACAUGAGCGGAUGCUCGCUGCCGCUGAAGACUUCCUGCUGCAGGUGGAGGAAGGAGGAGGAAAGGCUCGAGUCCCGGAGCUGAGAGCGAUGCUCACCGAGCGGCUCAGAGCGGCAGUGGAGCAGAUCCUCGCGGGGCUGGAGGAAACCUUGGCGGAGUAUGAAGACCGAGUGGAGCGGUCCGAGCUGGAGAUCUGCCGCCAGAGGAGGCUGCUCGAUGCCGUGAUGCAGCCCGUGGUCCGGCUGCACAGAGCAGUGUGUAUUGCAGACGUCCAGCAACUGAUGGUGUAUAAAGAAGAGGUUACCCCUGAGCAGCAGCAGUGGAGCCCCCUUGUGGACAAGGAGGACCCAGAGCCCCCCUACAUUAAAGAGGAAAAGGAGGAACCAUGGACCAAUCAGGAUGGACAGCAGCUUCAAGGACUGGAGGAGACUGAUAUCAAGUUCACAUUGACUCCUGUUGCUGUGAAGAGUGAAGAAGAUGAAGAGAAACUUAAAUCGUCAAAGCUUCAUCCGAGUGAGACGAAGGAGAACAGAGCGGACUGUGGAGGACCAGAACCAGCCAGGAACUCAGGUCCUGAAGGACGUUUACAACCAGGUCCUGAGGACAAGUCUGAAGACUCUUCUGAGACUGAACACAGUGAGGAUGAUUGGAUGGAGACUAGGGAACCUCAGACUCAGACAGAAAAGAAAUCGUUUAGUUGCUCUGAGUGUGGUAACAAAUUUAACCACAGGGGCCAUCUACAAUCACAUAUGAGGACUCAUACAGGAGAGAAACCCUUUAGUUGCUCUGAGUGUGAUAAAAGAUUCAGCAGUAAGUCUGGUUUAAGGAGACAUGUGAGGAGUCAUUCAGGAGAGAAACCCUUUAGUUGCCCUGAGUGUGGUAAAAGAUUUAACCGAAAGUGCAAUCUAAAUUUACAUAUGAGGUGUCACACAGGAGAGAAACCGUUUAGUUGCUCUGAUUGUGGUAAAACAUUUAACCUAAGGGGCAAUCUAAAUGCACACAUGAGGAUUCAUACAGGAGAGAAACCGUUCAGUUGCUCUGAGUGUGGUAAAAGAUAUAGCCAUAGGGGCAAUCUAGCUACACAUAUGAGUAGUCAUACAGGAGAGAAACCGUUUAGUUGCUCUGAGUGUGGUAAAAGAUUUAACUACAUGGGCCGACUAAAUGCACAUAUGAAGACUCAUACAGUAGAUAAACCGUUUAGUUGCUCUGAGUGUGGUAAAAGCUGUAGCCUUAGAUGCAAUCUAAAUUUACAUAUGAGGAAUCAUACAGGAGAGCAACCGUUUUGUUGCUCUGAGUGUGGUAAAAGAUUUAACCUAAGGGGCAAUCUAACUGCACACAUGAUGAGUCAUACAGGAGAGAAACCGUUUGUUUGCUCUGAGUGUGGUAAAAGAUUUAUCCAAAGGAGCAAUCUAAAUACACAUAUGAGGUGUCAUACAGGAGAGAAACCGUUUGGUUGCUCUGAGUGUGGUAAAAGAUUUAACCAAAGGAGCAAUCUAAAAAGACAUAUGAGGAAUCAUACAGGAGAGAAACCCGUUUAGUUGCUCUGAGUGUGGUAAAAGCUUUCGCCAUAGGGGAGGUCUAAAUAAACAUGAGGAAUCAUACAGGA
This is a messenger RNA of Limanda limanda (common dab), 1702 nucleotides long. RefSeq names its product zinc finger protein OZF-like. Gene Ontology annotation, biological process: negative regulation of transcription by RNA polymerase II; regulation of cytokine production; regulation of immune system process. The transcript is spliced from 2 exons. Bases 66 to 1634 code for a protein of 522 amino acids. Lineage: Eukaryota; Metazoa; Chordata; Actinopteri; Pleuronectiformes; Pleuronectidae. The record is from RefSeq and is a predicted model, not a curated record.